AUGACUCAAGUUCGCAAACCUUCAAGCGUCAAGCUCGCGGAGUAUCUUUUCACUCGCUUACACGAUCUCGGCAUAGGUGCCAUCCACGGUGUUCCAGGAGACUUCAACCUCACAUUGCUCGACUAUGUCGAACCCGCAGGGCUACUAUGGGUCGGCAACGCCAACGAACUGAAUGCAGGAUACGCUGCCGAUGGAUAUGCUCGUAUCAAGGGCGUCGGGGCCCUCAUCACGACAUCCGGCGUUGGCGAGCUCUCAGCCAUCAACGCUGUCGCUGGGGCCUAUGCUGAACGCGCAGCCGUGGUUCACAUCGUCGGCACGCCCUCUAGGGUCCUACAGGAUAGCAGAACCUUGAUGCAUCACGGCUUCAAUGAUGGAAACUACAGACGGUUCGCGGAGAUGCACUCUCACGUCACCGUUGCGCAGGCGAAUCUCAGAGAUGCAUCUUCGGCACCGCGUCAAAUUGACGAGGUACUGAGGCAGUGCCUGGCCCAUAGCCGUCCGGUCUACAUUGAAAUUCCUCAGGAUCUGGUUGCCGUACCGGUUUCGGCCGAUAGGCUAGAUACACCGAUUCAGCUUCCCGAUGCUGUGCCAACAUCGGCCGACGAGACUGCUCUCGCAGCAAUCCUGGGCAAGAUACACGCUGCGAAACAUCCCAUGAUUAUCGUCGAUGGAGAGACGAGGCCGUUGGGUCUCGUCGAGCAGACCGAGAAGCUGGUGAAAGUGACGGGCUGGCCGACCUGGACUACUGCUUUCAGCAAGUCACUGGUCGACGAGAGUCUGCCAAAUUACCACGGUAUCUAUACAGGUAGAUUUGCCGAUCCUGCCGUCAAGACGUUCGUCGAAAAGGCGGACUUGAUCCUGUGCUUCGGUCCUCAUUUCAGCUCGACAAACACUUAUGCUUUCUCAAGCAUACCCAAGCCGGAUGUAACAAUCCUCUUCAGCGACAACAUCAAAGUGGCGGACCAAAUGUACCGCGAUGUCACCAUUAGAGCGGUAAUCAGCUCCCUUCUCGGACAACUCGAAAAGUCCAAGAUUCAUCAUUAUGAUCCUUACCCAGAACUUCCUAAAGACCACGGCAUGAAUUUCUCAGAGGUGGAGAGUGAGGAGAAGAUAACUCAGUCCAAGUUUUGGCAUCUCACGUCCAGUUUCCUGCGUCCAGGGGACAUCAUAUUCGGAGAGACGGGAACGGCCGGCCAUGGCUCUCGAGUCUUUGCCCUACCGUCCCAUACUAGAAUGUUCCUCCCGACAACUUGGCUUUCCAUCGGAUACAUGCUUCCUGCUGCGCAAGGCGCGGCCUUAGCGCAGCGAGAACUGAUCGAGUCAUCCAAAUACCACGAAAUUCAGGAGGCACGCACGAUUCUCUUCAUCGGCGAUGGUAGCUUCCAGAUGACGGUUCAAGAGAUCUCUACCAUGGUGCGCCACAACCUUGACGUGAUCAUCGUCCUUCUUAACAAUGACGGGUACACCAUUGAACGAUGCAUACACGGGUUGGAUCAGUCCUACAACGACGUCGCCCGCUGGCGCUACUUGCAGGCGCCGGGUUUCUUCGGAGGCAAUCCAGAGACGUAUACAGGCUCUGCAAAGACCUGGGGUGAGCUGGAGAAAGUGUUGAAGGAUGAUGAGCUGAAAGAUGGGAAGGGCUUGAGGAUGGUGGAGGUUUUCAUGGACCUUGAUGACGCGCCGGCGGGCGCCCUGCUUGAGUUACUCAAGAAGGAGAAGGAGAGAAUUGCAGAUGGUCAAGCAUAG
Colletotrichum tamarilloi is the source of this 1746-nucleotide messenger RNA. RefSeq names its product thiamine pyrophosphate enzyme. Gene Ontology annotation, molecular function: thiamine pyrophosphate binding; magnesium ion binding; pyruvate decarboxylase activity. NCBI's taxonomy places the organism in Eukaryota, Fungi, Ascomycota, Sordariomycetes, Glomerellales, Glomerellaceae. The transcript has a single exon. Gene Ontology annotation, cellular component: cytosol; nucleus. The record is from RefSeq and is a predicted model, not a curated record. The coding region runs from base 1 to 1746 and encodes 581 amino acids.